UGUCUUAAGCUUCGGAACUUGACCGUCAAACAUAACCUAGUCCCGGUCGGUGUUGAAAUUAGUGGAUCGGAUCGAUCAUUAUCAGUAACCAAAAUGCCGAAAAUGCCAUGGCAUCCCGCUUCAGGGACCGGGAGAUCCUGUGAGACAGCUAAAAAAAUCAUCAGAUUUGCCCGUUACGGUUGCACAAACAGACCGUUCUUUCACAUUGUCGUUAUGGAGAGAAUGAAAGAACAACGUCAAGCUCCAAUUGAACAAUUAGGCACAUUUGAUCCAAUGGCUAAUUCCCACAACGAGAAAUUGGUUUCACUGAAUUUUGAAAGGAUUCAAUUCUGGAUUGCCAAAGGAGCAUCUAUUUCAACUCCUGUUGCUGAAUUGAUUGGGCUUUGUGGGUUUUUCCCAAUACAUCCAAGAUCCUACAUGACUGCUUGGAGAAACAGACAAGCAGCAGAAGCUGCUGCUAAUGCAGCUGCAGCAGAAACACACCAAGAAGCAGCGGCAUCCGAGUCUAAAUAGAUUAAUAUUUAAUCUUAUUUUAUAAAUAUUACCAAUUGUAGAUAGUACAAAACAUGCGAUUAAAAGUUAUGAUUAUUCUUA
Molecule: messenger RNA, 594 nt
Organism: Athalia rosae (coleseed sawfly)
Lineage: Eukaryota; Metazoa; Arthropoda; Insecta; Hymenoptera; Athaliidae
Gene: mRpS16
Product: probable 28S ribosomal protein S16, mitochondrial
Exons: 2
Coding region: 94-513 (139 amino acids)
Biological process (GO): mitochondrial translation
Cellular component (GO): ribosome; mitochondrial small ribosomal subunit
Molecular function (GO): structural constituent of ribosome
Source: RefSeq, a predicted model, not a curated record